Messenger RNA from Prunus armeniaca (apricot), 1011 nucleotides. The record is from the annotation of a GenBank genome assembly. Lineage: Eukaryota; Viridiplantae; Streptophyta; Magnoliopsida; Rosales; Rosaceae.
AUGCCGUUCGUGGCAGGAGGGAGAGAGAUGACGGACGCGACGAGGAGGCGGCUUCAGUCACGGGCCCCUCAGAAGAAAACUAGUUCCUCGCGGCCGAAGACAAAGACGUCGCUCGCGGCCGAGGGUGCAUUAGCACUAGAGGGUGCCCUCGAUGUGACCCCUCUGUCGAAGAGGCCAAGGGGGCCGAACGAGGAAGCAGCUGUCCUCGUGCCCGACGAUGAUGAGGAUACCGAGGCUGCCCCAGUGAACAUUGCCUGCCCUCGGAAGGUGGUGCCGUUCGUGAACUGCUUCAUUGAGGGCGCUCAGAUGGAGCUGCCAGAGCUGGAGCAGUUGCCGAUGAAGUCUUUGCGCGAACAGGCUGGUCGAGCCUUCCGCCUCCAGGCUGCCGCGAACAUAGAGAUGUGGCUUGGCAUGAAGCGGGCUGUCAAUACGGCCGAGCGUGUCCAGAAAAAAUAUGAGGAUGGCCGAGCCAAAGUUUCCGAGGCUGGUAAGCUGAUACAGGAUGCUGAUCAGCACGCAGAGGAGAACACAGCCAAGAUUGCCGAGCUAUCCUCCAAGUUGGCGGAGGCGGAGAGGGUGGCAGUGGAUGCCGAUGAGGCGAGGGCGAGGGUAGAGGCGGCGAAGGAGGCCGUGCUUCAGUCUCGGGCGACGGAGGUGGAAGAGGCCAAGAAACAGGCCAUAGCUGAGUACCGAGACUCGCCUGAGUUCGUGGCAUUCCUUGACAAGGAGGUGAUGGUGCAGUGCGAGGAUCUCAUCUACCGGUUCAAGUGUUUUAAUGCUGAUAAAAAACUGAACUUGAACUUCCUCCGGGAACCUCCGCCGUUGCCCGAGAGGGUGACCGAGGAGAUGGUGGAGGCGUACGUCGGGGAGGAUGUCGAAGUGGAGACCUUGAGUGGCUCGGAGUCAGACAGUGGGGAAGAAGAAGCUACUCAACCUCCCGAGCCAUCGAGUGUCCGAGACACCGAAGUGCCAGCCCCACCUGCUGCCGAGGACGAUCAUCCUACUCCUUAA